Molecule: messenger RNA, 1603 nt
Organism: Drosophila subobscura
Lineage: Eukaryota; Metazoa; Arthropoda; Insecta; Diptera; Drosophilidae
Gene: Idgf6
Product: imaginal disk growth factor 6
Exons: 3
Coding region: 111-1475 (454 amino acids)
Biological process (GO): chitin catabolic process; carbohydrate metabolic process
Cellular component (GO): extracellular region
Molecular function (GO): chitin binding
Source: RefSeq, a predicted model, not a curated record
AGCCCCGCAACGAGAUCCCAUUUCAAGUCGAGUUUCAGUUCCAAGCGAACAGUCGAACGGGACACACAUCUUUCUGACUACCCCUCCAAGCGAGAGAUCUGCAGGCAAAGAUGAUGAAGAUAUUGGCGAUUCUGUCGCUGGCCAGCGUGGUGCUGGGCGCCAAGGUGGGCCAGCAGCAGUCAGGGCCGCAGGUGCCACAGAAGCAUCUCGUCUGCUACUACGACUCGGCGAGCUUCGUUAAGGAAGGUCUCGGCAAGCUGGUGAUCGAUGAGCUGGAGCCGGCGCUCCAGUUCUGUGACUACUUGAUCUAUGGCUAUGCGGGCAUCGAGCGCGAUUCGCACAAGGCGGUGAGCCUCAACCAGCAGCUGGACCUCGACCUGGGCAAGGGGCUGUACCGCACGGUGACGCGCUUGAAGCGCAAGUACCCCAACCUCAAGGUGCUGCUCAGCGUCGGCGGGGACAAGGACAUCGAGACGGACAAGGACGCCAAGGAGCUGCCCAACAAGUACCUGGAGCUGCUCGAAAGCUCCACGGGACGCACUCGCUUCGUGAACACCGUCUUCUCGCUGGUGAAGACCUACGGCUUUGAUGGCUUGGAUGUGGCCUGGCAGUUCCCCAAGAACAAGCCAAAGAAGGUGCACAGCGGAAUCGGCAGCUUCUGGAAGGGCUUCAAGAAGGUCUUCUCCGGCGACUCCAUUGUAGAUGAGAAGUCCGAGGAGCACAAGGAGCAGUUCACUGCCCUGCUGCGCGAUGUGAAGAACGCCUUCCGUCCGGACAAUCUCCUGCUCUCCACCACCGUUCUGCCGAACGUUAAUUCCACGCUGUUCUAUGAUAUCCCCGCUGUGAUCAACUAUCUGGACUUUGUCAACCUCGCCGCCUUUGACUUCUUCACGCCCCAACGCAAUCCCGAGGUGGCUGACUACAGCUCGCCCAUCUACGAGCUGAGCGAGAGGAAUCCCGAGUUCAAUGUCGAGGCCCAGGUCAAGUACUGGCUGCGCAACAGCUGCCCCGCCAGCAAGAUCAACGUGGGCGUGGCCACCUACGGCCGCCCCUGGAAGCUCACCGAGGACUCCGGCGACACGGGCGUGCCACCGCUGUCCCAUGUGUCGGAUGAGGCACCCGUGGGUGGCAACACCCUGGUCCAUGGCAUCUACAGCUGGCCCGAGGUGUGCGCCCUGCUGCCCAACCAGAACAAUGCCUACUCCAAGGGCGCCAAUGCGCCGCUCACCAAGGUGCAGGACCCGGCCAAGCGCUACGGAUCGUAUGCCUAUCGGGCGGCGGACAAGAAGGGCGACAACGGCAUCUGGGUGAGCUACGAGGAUCCGGACACGGCCGCCGACAAGGCCGGCUACGUGCGCUCCAACAACCUCGGCGGCGUGGCCCUGUUUGACCUCUCGUUCGAUGACUUCCGCGGCCUCUGCACCACCGAGAAGUAUCCCAUCCUGCGGGCAGUCAAGUAUCGUUUGUCCAACUAAACCAGGAUGAUUGAUUGAUUGACCGACCUCCGGGUCAAGCUUUGUCAGACAGAAAAUUAGAGCUAUCAAUGUAUCGAUGUGUUUGUUGGGUGUAAUGUCGCCGAAUAAAUAGAGGGUGUUGCAAGAGC